AAAAAAUUAUAUAUUGUUUUAAACUUUGAUAAGUGAUUUCUUAGCGAAGGAAGUAAAUGAUGUCUUCUCUAGUAAUCUGCUAGGACCUGGGAGUCACUGCUUCUUCCGCCCGGGCCUGGUGUCUGUAGUGGAGAAACAGUCGCCGUCAUGUCGGCUGCCAUCGCAGCUUUAGCCGCUUCCUAUGGUUCGGGCUCGGGGUCUGAAUCGGACUCGGACAGUGAGGGUGGUCGGUGUCCGUUGCCAGCCGCCGACUCCCUCAUGCAUCUGACUAAAUCUCCCUCGGCCAAGCCCUCGCUGGCAGUGGCGGUGGACUCGGCUCCGGAGGUGGCCGUUAAGGAAGAUUUGGAGACUGGAGUUCACCUUGACCCUGCCGUGAAAGAAGUUCAAUACAAUCCUACCUAUGAGACCAUGUUUGCUCCUGAGUUUGGACCAGAAAAUCCCUUUAGGACACAGCAAAUGGCUGCCCCUAGAAAUAUGCUAUCUGGAUAUGCUGAACCAGCUCAUAUCAAUGAUUUCAUGUUCGAACAGCAAAGAAGAACUUUUGCUACGUAUGGUUAUGCAUUAGACCCUUCAUUAGAUAAUCACCAAGUAUCUGCUAAAUACAUUGGCUCUGUAGAAGAGGCUGAAAAAAAUCAAGGUUUAACUGUCUUUGAAACUGGCCAGAAGAAAACAGAAAAGAGGAAAAAGUUCAAAGAAAAUGAUGCAUCUAAUAUUGAUGGUUUCUUGGGACCAUGGGCAAAAUAUGUGGAUGAAAAAGAUGUAGCUAAACCUUCAGAAGAAGAACAAAAAGAAUUGGAUGAAAUUACAGCAAAGAGGCAGAAAAAAGGCAAACAGGAAGAUGAGAAACCUGGGGAGGAGAAAACAAUCCUACAUGUUAAAGAAAUGUAUGACUAUCAAGGCAGGUCCUACCUUCACAUACCUCAAGAUGUUGGUGUUAACCUGAGGUCAUCUGUACCACCUGAAAAGUGUUACCUUCCCAAAAAACAAAUUCAUGUGUGGUCUGGACACACAAAGGGAGUCAGUGCAGUCAGAUUGUUUCCUCUCUCUGGCCAUUUAUUGCUGUCUUGUUCCAUGGACUGUAAAAUUAAGCUAUGGGAAGUUUAUGGAGACCGGCGCUGUCUGCGAACAUUUAUUGGUCACAGCAAAGCUGUUAGAGACAUCUGCUUCAACACUGCAGGAACACAGUUUCUUAGUGCAGCCUAUGACAGAUAUCUUAAACUCUGGGACACAGAGACAGGACAAUGUAUAUCAAGGUUUACAAACCGAAAAGUGCCCUAUUGUGUCAAAUUCAAUCCUGAUGAAGAUAAGCAAAAUCUCUUUGUGGCUGGGAUGUCUGAUAAAAAGAUUGUACAAUGGGACAUUAGAAGUGGAGAAAUUGUCCAGGAAUAUGAUCGGCAUUUGGGUGCUGUCAACACCAUUGUUUUUGUGGACGAGAAUAGGAGAUUUGUGAGCACAUCUGAUGAUAAGAGCCUUAGAGUUUGGGAGUGGGAUAUCCCUGUGGAUUUCAAAUACAUAGCAGAACCUAGCAUGCAUUCCAUGCCUGCAGUGACUUUGUCUCCAAAUGGAAAAUGGUUAGCAUGCCAAUCAAUGGACAACCAGAUCUUAAUUUUUGGAGCACAGAACAGAUUCAGGUUAAAUAAGAAAAAAAUUUUUAAGGGCCAUAUGGUUGCAGGCUAUGCUUGUCAGGUAGACUUUUCACCAGAUAUGAGCUAUGUGAUUUCAGGAGACGGAAAUGGAAAAUUAAAUAUCUGGGACUGGAAAACCACAAAACUGUACAGUCGGUUUAAAGCUCAUGAUAAGGUGUGCAUAGGUGCAGUGUGGCAUCCACAUGAAACUUCCAAGGUCAUCACAUGCGGGUGGGAUGGUCUCAUCAAACUGUGGGAUUAAUGGGAAUAGCCCUUCAACUACCUAGGAUCAUUUUUUGAUCCAAAGUCAUAUUUAACUAUAUUUAAUUAUUAAAUGUUAGUUGACAACUUGAUUUAUAGAUAAUGUUUUCCUUGUAUGGCCUUAUGAAAUUGAACCAUUGUUCAAAAAAAAGUUUGUAAAUUUGCCUCAUAUAAUUUCAUUGGUAACUUCAUUUUGUUCUUUAUAGGUGUUAUUUAAACAAAGAAUGACCAUUGACUUUCUAUUUGACAAGCCAUUCUUGUUGCUGGGCAGUUUGUAUUUAUCCCCAUAUGUCAUUACUGAAAGGAUCUCUUUGGUGUCAAGAAAGAACCCCUUCUUGGGUUUGGGAUCCAGAGAAAAUAAUGUAGUGAAUGACUAAGAAAGAUAACAUGUAUUUACCAGUUCAACUAAAAGAGUGAUAGAGAACAGGGAUAGUGUAAUUUAAUAUAUACUCAAAGAAUACAAUCUCUUCCAAUUACUGUUCCCAGUACUUUCAGUGGAACAAGUUCUAAUCUUUGGCUUCAUGAAUUUCACGGUGUUUUUACAUACGUUCUAUAUUUUUAGUUGUAAAUCAGUCUUUGAUUGCAACAUCCCUGAAAUUAUUAAACAAUGUAAAAUUAAAAAUCAGAUACUUCCUCAUCAGUGUGCACAGGAAGCAAAGAAUUACAUUAUUUCUGAAGCUGGAAUUCGAGAGAAUGAGCCACUGUUCUGAAUUGAUGUUCACUGUCAGUGUGGAUGUGGCCACACCCUCAGAAAUCACGGCUGGUGUGUCAUACACAAAUGUUACUCCUGAAAUCUCCUCAUAGGAGGCAGAGUAGAAAGACAUUUUAGCAUUCUCAUUUUGCUUGUGGAUCCAAAAAAACAGAACUUUUUAGGAUUAUAUAAAAAUGAAACCUCUCUCCAAGUAUUUAGGGGGAGAAAAAUGACACUACAGGAAGAUAUCUAGAGUUCCCCAGUCUGAGAAGCAAUGACUGUGCUUUAAAAAAAAUAGUAAUAAUAAUGACAGUAUAGUUAAAAAGUUUUAGAUUAUGAAAUCUCAACAGCCUCUUGAGUAUAGUCACUAAUAGCACUUUAGUCUGACAAGUUAUUUCUCCUGCUUUACAAAUCUAUGUUCGUUGUUUAAAUGGCUUGAAAUAUUUCAGAAGGACCGUAUGACAAAAAUUGGCUGAUAGCUGUUCCAAGUGCUGUCUUAGAGAGCAAAAUCAUGUUGAGUGUUGAUAAUUUAAGAACAUCACCUCUGAGGCGUGUGCUACUAUCCUUGCAGCACAGGUUUCUUGCCCUUAGAGAGCUUCUGUUUUUAAAUUUAAGAACGCCUGGCAAAGAGGACUAGGCUUUUUGUCACGUAUGAAUGAAUUUCAAAGAAGAAAAUAGGAAAAGAGCAUAAAAGUGCAUAGGCAUAUUGAAUCAUAGGCACACAAUCAUACUGCCUAGCUGCUGCCAUUUCUGUAUCUUUUGGGAAGGGUGGAAUGUAAGAGGAAGGAAUUCAGAUAAAACAUUUCUUUAGUCCCAAGCACUGGUUUUAAUAAAUGUGGACUAUUGAAAUGUGAUGGGAUUUAAACUGUUGUUCAGCACCAAUAUUGUGUAUGUUACAAAUCAUAAUUUCUAAAUCUGGAUUUAUUUUUUUGUGUUUUUGACUUUCUAAGCUAAGUAGCUGUAUAUAAAAGUUUUCUCUGUUUUUGAAAAGAUCCUAUUUUUAAAUAAAGCAUUUUUUAUAUAAA
This is a messenger RNA of Dipodomys spectabilis (banner-tailed kangaroo rat), 3602 nucleotides long. RefSeq names its product cell division cycle 40 (gene Cdc40). Bases 148 to 1887 code for a protein of 579 amino acids. Gene Ontology annotation, molecular function: protein binding; mRNA binding. Gene Ontology annotation, cellular component: catalytic step 2 spliceosome. The record is from RefSeq and is a predicted model, not a curated record. The transcript is spliced from 15 exons. Gene Ontology annotation, biological process: mRNA splicing, via spliceosome. Lineage: Eukaryota; Metazoa; Chordata; Mammalia; Rodentia; Heteromyidae.